AUGGCAGUUAUGAGUUCUCCUGAAGAAUAUAAUCUCACUGAUUUCGAAAAUGAAAAUGGAAACGUUAUAAUUGAAAACAGUGACAGCAAUUCUUAUAAUAGCUCUGAUAGCUUAUAUUCAUCAGGGGAUAGCAUCGGAAUCAGUUUCCAUACAUCUCAAAUUGGAAGUUUCAGAUCAGAGAUUAUAACUGAUUCAGAUGAUAACGAUGAACAAAUUUCAGAGAAUGGAAGAAACUGGAUGGAAUUACCAUCUCCGGCGAUAGAAAACAUUUAUACUUUCCUCAGUAGAACUGAUCAAAGCCGCAUGUCCUUAGUCUGUUCUCGAUGGUCAAAGCAUUUCAACUCACCCUGCUUAUGGAAGACAUUUAGAUUCUAUUUACCUGAACAUAACUACUCUUCAGAUAUAUACCCAGAAGUAAGAUUCGCUCGAAAAUAUGCUUCCAUGAUUCGGCAUGUUGAAAUUAUUUGUAAAAGAGUCAAGAACCAUCUUAUUGAGGAUAUAUCAAAUCAGCUCAAGUUGUUUCUGCAAGCCAUGGAGUUCUCGUCUCAUCUUAUUUCAAUCAAAUUAAUCAACAUGGGAAACUAUUUUCGUCGUUUGGAAGAUGUCGAAUAUGAAUGCUUGUUCGUUUAUUUUAUUCGUUUGUUUUAUUCACAAGAGAAUCUCAAAACAGUAGUUUUUCAAGAAAGUCGUUUCAGUAAAGAAAAGGGAAUGGAACUCCUGAAAGCAAUAUUCCAUUCUGAUAGUCAUACUAUAAGAAACCUCACACUUAGAGGCUAUGUAAACGAAGCUCCAUUCACAAUAUUGAGCCAACACUAUUUGACGAAUUUGUCAAAUGUGUGCUGUAGAAUUGCAGCCGUACAAUCACUUGAAGUAGAUUACACACAAAUAUUUGAAGAUGUCAUAAACUGCCUAUACCAAAAGCUCUCUUCCGGUGAUUACCACCUUGAUAAAAAUAAAACAGGGAUAUCGACUCUUAAUAUUUACUGCGAAGGUAAAAGGCAAUUAGGGUUUAGAGGGAUUCUACCUGGAACAUGGAGAUAUUUGGCAAAUGUAUUUCCAGAUAUGAAAGUUAAAAUGGACGUCACAAUACACAGUCAUCUGAACAAUGAAAUGGAGAAGCUAUUAGUGAGAGAAAUGCCAUUACAGACACUGGAGUUUCGAUUUGAAAAAUUAUCGUCUUCUUCAAGAACCGAUAUAAGCGUAUUGUUCACAUAUCUUCAGAUGUGCAAGUAUCAGGACCAUUUGGAAACGCUGAGUAUUUUUUGGAUGCCUUCUAUUGCUGAUUUUGGUGGGUCUGUUAUCCCAUUUAUCCAAUCCUGUGAAAAAUUACAGAAUUUCCACCUUCAUGCCAAAAGUACGCCAAGGGGAAUUGAAAAUAUUCUCUUGGCAAUUUUAGAAAAUCCUCCUACGUCAUUGAAAUCAAUUACAUUAUGGUUUAAUUAUCUUCAAGAAAAUGAGAAUGAAGAGAAUUUGAAAGCAUUAUCCGAAAAAUAUUAUCCGCUGUUUAACGCGCAAGACAUAAAGUGUUUUUUGGUUAUAGAUCCAAGUCGAAGUCUGCGAAGACGAAGACCAAGUGUAACAGUUCUUUAA
Argiope bruennichi is the source of this 1590-nucleotide messenger RNA. RefSeq names its product F-box only protein 39-like. Bases 1 to 1590 code for a protein of 529 amino acids. The transcript has a single exon. Gene Ontology annotation, molecular function: protein binding. The record is from RefSeq and is a predicted model, not a curated record. NCBI's taxonomy places the organism in Eukaryota, Metazoa, Arthropoda, Arachnida, Araneae, Araneidae.